UUUUGUUGUGCGACGCAAGUGACGACGUGAAGACCAACAGAGCAGAGCAGCCAGCAGCAGCAGCCAGCGAGCGUCAGACGUGUGCGAAGAACCGAACCGAACCGUACCGAACCAAGAACCGGUGACGUAGACGACGUUGCGUUGUGUCCGCCAUUAUUACAACGACGUUGCUGCCACACGUAAAUUACACAAAUAUACAUGCAUAAAUGUGUAUAUUUAUAUGUACAUACAUGCAUAUAUUUAUAAAUAUUCGGAAAUUAGCAAUAGAAAUCAACUGUGCAGUGCGGCAAUUUACUAAAUCAAAAUAGAACAAAGCGUUCAUUAUACACAACAUACACAGAUACAGAUACAUAUGUGUAUGUAUAUUUUCAUUUGAUGCUCGUUGGAGAAUUCGCAAACACACACUCACAAUCAAUCGCUGCGCUGAGUUAUGUGGGCAGAGCGCGCGCGGAACGGGAACGGAACGGCACGGCCACUGUGAUCUCAUAAAUAACAAAUAAAUAAAAAAUAAUAAUAAAUAAAAAAAAGUAAUAAAGUAAAAAAUAAAUAAAAUAAUAUACUUACAUUACUUAAAUGUAUAAAAUGCAAAGGAGCUAGCAAUUUAUAUCUAUAAAAAUACAUCAAAUCAAAUAAACAAAACCACAACGAAAUCUAGUGCAUAAAAGUGAAUUAUUUGUGAAUUUUAGUGCAAGCAUUAUUAAUUAAAGAAAUGGCGGAAGGCAAUGGCGAACUAUUAGAUGACAUUAACCAGAAAGCCGAUGACCGUGGCGAUGGCGAACGUACAGAGGAUUAUCCCAAGCUACUGGAAUAUGGUCUGGACAAGAAGGUCGCCGGCAAACUGGAUGAAAUCUAUAAAACGGGUAAACUGGCUCACGCCGAGCUGGAUGAGCGCGCAUUGGACGCGCUCAAGGAGUUUCCCGUUGAUGGUGCCUUGAAUGUGCUUAGUCAGUUCCUCGAGUCAAAUCUGGAGCAUGUGUCAAAUAAGUCUGCCUACUUGUGUGGGGUUAUGAAAACCUAUCGUCAAAAGAGUCGCGCCAGUCAGCAAGGUGUGCCCGCAACCGCCAGCACCAUACAGGUGAAGGGACCCGACGAAGACAAGAUCAAAAAGAUACUGGAACGCACCGGCUACACAUUGGAUGUGACCACAGGACAACGAAAAUAUGGCGGUCCGCCACCAAAUUGGGAGGGCAAUGUGCCCGGUAAUGGCUGCGAAGUGUUUUGCGGUAAAAUACCCAAGGAUAUGUUCGAGGACGAGCUAAUCCCGCUAUUUGAGGACUGUGGCACCAUUUGGGAUCUUAGACUCAUGAUGGAUCCAAUGACUGGCACAAAUCGCGGUUAUGCAUUUGUCACAUUCACAAAUCGCGAUGCGGCCGUCAAUGCUGUGCGACAGCUCGAUAAUCACGAAAUAAAACCCGGCAAGUGUCUGAAAAUAAAUAUAAGCGUACCGAACCUGCGCCUUUUCGUAGGCAAUAUACCCAAGUCAAAGGGUAAAGAUGAAAUUUUAGAGGAAUUUGGUAAACUUACAGCUGGCCUCUACGAGGUGAUCAUCUAUAGCUCGCCGGAUGACAAGAAAAAGAAUCGCGGUUUCUGCUUUCUCGAAUACGAGUCACACAAGGCGGCUUCUUUGGCCAAACGGAGACUUGGCACUGGUAGAAUUAAGGUUUGGGGAUGUGAUAUUAUAGUCGACUGGGCCGAUCCACAGGAGGAGCCGGAUGAACAAACAAUGUCCAAGGUUAAAGUGCUAUAUGUACGAAAUCUGACGCAAGAUGUUACAGAGGAAAAACUGAAGGAACAAUUCGAGCAAUAUGGCAAAGUGGAACGCGUUAAGAAAAUUAAAGACUAUGCCUUUAUACACUUUGAGGAUCGUGAUAGCGCCGUCGAAGCUAUGCGUGGCCUUAAUGGCAAGGAGGUCGGCGCCUCGAAUAUUGAGGUCUCACUCGCCAAACCGCCAUCGGACAAAAAGAAAAAGGAGGAAAUUCUGCGCGCACGCGAAAGACGCAUGAUGCAAAUGAUGCAGGCGCGUCCGGCAAUUGUUGGAUUUGAAACAUUGUCUCCAUACAGAAACCUGUCGCCGACACAUCCCAGCAUGAUGUCCAUCACGCCCAUGCGCCUUCCAGGGGCGCGUAUGCCGCUGCGCACGCCGAUGCCCCGUGAAUACGUAGUCGGUAAACGUAAGUUCGAUGGAGGUCACCAAAAUCCGGCAGAUGUUAAGCGACGUUACCAGAGCGGUUUGAUAGGAAAUGGCGGCAGUUGGGGCAGUUUACCGCUACCACAGCAACCCUUAGGCACAAAUGGUGAUCAGUGGUAUAUGGAUACGUUUUCGGCAUGGAGUUAAAACCACAACAACAACAACAACAGCAACAGCAACUGCAACAAACAGUUAAUAAUCAUCCAACAACAACAUGGAUUUUAGAAGCACACCAAAACCAACAACAACAACAGCAACUACAGCAUAUAUGUAUCUAUCUAUACUUCAACUUUUCUAACUCAAUUGAGAGCAUCAAAAAACUUAAGAAAAAAAAAAGCAAUAAAUCCUUUAUAAACAUUUAGCAAUUGGGCUUAACCCUUGAAAACAUAUAGAUAUAUAUACAUAUAUAUCAAUUUUACUGCUUUGCACACACAUCUCCCUCUCUCUCUCUCUUUCUCUUCUACCUAUAAAUCCGAAAAAAAAUUAUAUAUCUAUAAUGAAUAUAACAAACCGUAGAUAAAUAGACUUGCCGCAGCAUUUUUGCAAACUUAUUUUGUUUAAAUCAAGCAUAAAAAACAAGUAUGAAAUUAGAUUGAGAAUCAUAAAUAAUUAGAGCAUUUUUAAUUGAAAAUGUAAGCCCCUUUUUAAAAUUCGAGAACUACGUACGUUUUUAACUUGAAAGUCGAUACAAUAAUGAGCAUAUAUAACAAAAAAAAAAUAAAAAUAAAAGAAACAAACAAAACUACAACUAUAUAAUAUAUAUUUAUAUCAAUAUACUGCAGUUAGGCUCUUAUUGAUUUUAAAACUUAAGCAAAACUUUUUUAUACAUAGAAAACUCAUAAACCAAAUUCAAAAGAUGAAAAACAAAAAAACGUUAUGACAAAAUGAAAUGAAAUUAAUUAUAUUAACAUUUUACUACUAUUUGUAUAAACAUGAAUCAAAUUGAAAAUUCAAUGGACUUAAUUAUGAGAUGCACACAAUAAUAAAAAUAAUACUAACAAAAUUAUCCCCUCAAUUGUAAAUAAAAAAAAAAUAAGGAAAAAGCUCUAAUGAAUUGAUUCAAAACGAAUUCAAAUUGAUAAAAAGUAAUUCAAAAGCAAAGCUUAAUGAAGAAACAUUGACUGAAAAUUAUAAAAACAAAAAAAAAGAACAAGAAAAAACAAUGCGAAAAAAAUUUAUAAAAAUAUUAACUAAUUAAAUUGGAUACAUAGAGAAGUGAGAGAACAAAUAACUAAUGCACAACAGCUGGCAUUAUUAUAUAAUGUCUUGAUAGCGGUGCAAGUUGGCAAGACUUUCCGAUUUAAUUGCAAACUAGUUUAGGUAACUUGAAAUCAAUUAUGAGUAAUAAACAAACAACAAAGUAGAGCUAAGAAAUUGCACAAGAAAA
Messenger RNA from Drosophila innubila, 3575 nucleotides. It is a transcript of the gene Syp, whose product is annotated as heterogeneous nuclear ribonucleoprotein R. Bases 710 to 2335 code for a protein of 541 amino acids. NCBI's taxonomy places the organism in Eukaryota, Metazoa, Arthropoda, Insecta, Diptera, Drosophilidae. The transcript has 11 exons. The record is from RefSeq and is a predicted model, not a curated record. Gene Ontology annotation, molecular function: mRNA binding. Gene Ontology annotation, cellular component: nucleus; ribonucleoprotein complex.